UGAGUACCAAAUAUUUUGCGGCAUUUGACAUGACAUGAAUCCAACAUUCUCAUGCCACAAUAUGUUUAAAGUUUUUAAUUAAUUUUAAGUUUGUCGAUAUUGGUGUUUAAGAUUUAAUUAUAAGAUUGACUUUUAAAGUUUCUAUCGAGCUACGUUAUUGUUUGCUACUUCACAAGAAUGGCACCUAAAAAGGUAGAAGAACCGGAAAAGAAGCCACUCAUUGGCCGAGUGGGCACCAAUUUAAAAGUUGGUAUAGUUGGUGUACCAAAUGUUGGAAAGUCUACAUUCUUCAAUGUACUCACAAAAAGUCAAGCAGCCGCAGAAAACUUUCCUUUCUGCACAAUUGAUCCUAAUGAAAGUAGGGUACCCGUACCCGAUGAGAGGUUCGACUAUUUGUGUGAAUAUCACAAACCAGCCAGCAAGGUUCCAGCGUUCCUGAACGUGGUGGACAUCGCAGGGCUUGUGCGCGGCGCGGCGGAAGGACAGGGUCUCGGCAACGCCUUUUUGUCCCAUAUCAAAGCUUGUGAUGCUAUUUUUAAUCUUUGCCGUGCGUUUGAUGACGAGGAUGUGAUCCAUGUGGACGGUGAGGUGAAUCCAGUGCGGGACUUGGAGACUAUCGGCGAGGAGUUGCGGCUGAAGGAUGAGGAGCAGCUGAUGCAGAACAUCGAGAAGUUAGAGCGUGUCGUCAACCGCGGCGGAGACAAGAAACUGAAGCCUGAAUAUGACGCGCUUAUGAAGAUCAAAGCAAUUUUAGUCGACGAGAAGAAACACAUUCGUUUCGGUGACUGGAGUGCUGCCGAUAUAGAGGUACUUAACCGAUAUUUGUUCCUGACAUCCAAGCCAGCUCUUUACCUCGUCAAUCUUUCCGAAAAGGACUACAUCCGCAAAAAGAAUAAAUGGUUACCAAAGCUGAAGGAAUGGAUAGACAAGAACGACCCCGGAGCGCCUCUGAUCCCCUUCUCCGGCGCGCUGGAGACCAAGCUGAUGGACAUGGAGCCGCAAGACAGGCAGGCCUUCUUGAAGGAACAGAAUAUUACCAGUGCACUAGAUAAGAUCAUAGUGCAGGGCUACAAGGCGCUGCAGUUGGAGUACUUCUUCACGGCCGGAGCUGACGAGGUCAAAGCAUGGACGAUACAGAAAGGUACGAAAGCACCGCAAGCCGCCGGCAGGAUCCAUACGGACUUCGAGAAGGGCUUCAUAAUGGCUGAGGUGAUGCACUUCAAGGACUUCAAGGAGGAGGGCACCGAGGCAGCCUGCAAGGCCGCCGGCAAAUACAGACAACAAGGUCGUAACUACGUAGUUGAGGACGGUGAUAUAAUAUUCUUCAAGUUCAACGCGGGCGCAGGACUUAAGGAUGCGAAAAAGAAAUGACGCGGCAAAGUGCUGCUGUUGUUGUUGCACGCGCUGUACCUCAACCUUGCGCUAUACAGCAUCGCGCACGUCUAACUGCAGCACCAUCAUCGGCUGACUGCAGCCUGCACUAUGACUGCAGCCUGCACCAUGACUGCAGCCUGCACUAUAAUAUGACUGCAGCCUGCACCAUAAUAUGACUGCAGCCUGCACCAUGACUGCAGCCUGCACCAUAAUAUGACUGCAGCCUGCAUCACAAUAUGACUGCAGCCUGCACCACAAUAUGACUGCAGCCUGUACCAUAGUAUGAGUGCAGUUUAUAUCACAGUCACAAUCACCAGUGUACAGCUUGUUACAUCAACAGUGACUAUCACUAUGAAUAAAAUGUCAUAAUACGGCUUUGUUAAUGUUUAUCUUAUUUAUGUAUAAUAAACACUUUUUUGUAAAUUAUA
Molecule: messenger RNA, 1802 nt
Organism: Papilio xuthus (Asian swallowtail)
Lineage: Eukaryota; Metazoa; Arthropoda; Insecta; Lepidoptera; Papilionidae
Product: obg-like ATPase 1
Exons: 11
Coding region: 178-1371 (397 amino acids)
Cellular component (GO): cytoplasm
Molecular function (GO): ATP hydrolysis activity; GTP binding; ATP binding
Source: RefSeq, a predicted model, not a curated record